Messenger RNA from Fusarium falciforme, 903 nucleotides. RefSeq lists its product as hypothetical. Lineage: Eukaryota; Fungi; Ascomycota; Sordariomycetes; Hypocreales; Nectriaceae. The transcript has 2 exons. The coding region runs from base 1 to 903 and encodes 300 amino acids. The record is from RefSeq and is a predicted model, not a curated record.
AUGUCUCUUCUCAGCGAUAUCAUUGGACAUGGGGGGAUUCUGUCACCGCUGGACCUGGGAAUCACGCCUGCAACAAACAGCACUUCACAGCAAACGCCAAUCAUCGAUGACCCCAACGAAGGAACUAUCACAACAGGCAGCAGGUUUCAAGCCCGCUCCGAGUAUGCAGGAAGACGUCUCGCUGCACAAGCCUGCGCACUAGCAGAGGCCGGCCACACUGCCUUUAUUCACCAUACUCAAGUCGGGGCUUCUACUGUCCUCCAGGAUGCGCUCGCCGCGAGUGCUUUGCACGCCAUGCGUAACCCGGCCAAUUUGAAGCUGCCUUGGCCUGCAAUCCUCCGAUGGAACUCGAUCUACUCCCUCCUGUGCAAGCACUUCUCAUCUACCAAUGCAUACGGCUCUUUUCAACCAGCGACAUCACCCAACAGGCCCAGGCAGAGCGUGACGGAGCUCGGUUAUCAGCAUGGGGCGGACAAGUUGAGGCAAACAAUCAGCCCUUUUGGGCCAGUCAAAGAAUGGGCAGACUGGAUACGGCAGGAAAGCGUGAGACGGACGGCAGUGUUUGCCGAAACCAUCUCGGGUGUAUACACCUUUUUGAAGCUUGGUUGGGAUUGCGAAGGGAGAGUAUCCCAGCUUGGUUUCACGGCCCAGGCUACUCUAUGGGAGGCCAGAUCAGCGGCCGAGUGGCGGGAAAUAUGGAAAACGUCCAGGCGGCUUGAGCUCACCAUGUCCACCUUUGGUCAUGACACGCAAGGUGCCGACCCUGAAGACUUUGACGAGCUAGGCAGGGUUAUUUGCGCCACCUAUCGUGGUUUGGACGCCUUGGAGGAGUGGUUUGGUGGAGACAAGGCAACACUCAAGAGAUGGGGGCUGAGGGAGGACAGAUCCCUUCCGGCUUAUUAG